AUGCCUGUCUGCCUGUUUGUUCGCAUCUAUCUAUGGCCAUACGAAUCUAUCGGUAUGAUAUAUGUAUCAUACAUCAUUCUUUUAUUUCAUGUUGCUCCUGUCUGUAUAUGUGUAACAGAUUUUUGUAUCUAUCUAUCUAUCUAUCUAUCUAUCUAUCUAUCUAUCUAUCUCAUCCUAGAAUAUCUACCAAUAUAUCUCAGUCUGUUCCUAUCUAUCUAUCUAUCUAUCUAUCUAUCUAUCUAUCUAUCUAUCUAUAUUUCUCAGUAUGUUCCUGUCUAUAUUUAUUACUCAGUCAGUUUCUAUCUAUCUAUCUAUCUAUCUAUCUAUCUAUCUAUCUAUCUAUCUAUCUAUCUAUCUAUUUCUGUUCCUAUAUAUCUAUCAAUCUAUCUAUCUCAUUCCUAUCUAUCUAUCUAUCUAUCUAUCUAUCUAUCUAUCUAUCUCUCUAUGUCAUCUCAACAAAGUUUGUCUUUAUCUAUUUAA
Molecule: messenger RNA, 480 nt
Organism: Acanthosepion pharaonis
Lineage: Eukaryota; Metazoa; Mollusca; Cephalopoda; Sepiida; Sepiidae
Source: the annotation of a GenBank genome assembly